Selaginella moellendorffii is the source of this 2741-nucleotide messenger RNA. RefSeq names its product double-strand break repair protein MRE11. The transcript has 21 exons. The record is from RefSeq and is a predicted model, not a curated record. Gene Ontology annotation, molecular function: DNA endonuclease activity; manganese ion binding; 3'-5'-DNA exonuclease activity. Lineage: Eukaryota; Viridiplantae; Streptophyta; Lycopodiopsida; Selaginellales; Selaginellaceae. Gene Ontology annotation, biological process: mitotic G2 DNA damage checkpoint signaling; double-strand break repair via homologous recombination; mitochondrial double-strand break repair via homologous recombination. Bases 50 to 2512 code for a protein of 820 amino acids. Gene Ontology annotation, cellular component: nucleus; Mre11 complex.
UUGGGGUGUAGAGGGGGUUUAGGGUUCUUCGUCUGGGCGGGAGCGUCCAAUGGAGGAUCUCGAUCCCGACACAUUUAGGAUCCUGAUCGCGACGGAUUGUCAUCUGGGGUAUUUGGAGAAGGAUGAGAUUCGGCGCCAGGAUUCUUUCAGGACAUUCGAUGAAAUAUGCCGGAUUGCUUUCGAGCGCCAGGUCGAUUUUAUGCUCCUGGGAGGGGAUUUGUUCCAUGAAAAUCGUCCGUCGUCUACCACGCUGGUGAAGACGAUCGAUAUUCUUCGUCGCUAUUGCCUCAACGAUCUGCCGGUCCAAUUCCAAGUCGUGAGCGAUCAGACCAUCAACUUCCCAAACAAGUUUGGCCAUGUUAACUACGAAGAUGCGCACUACAAUGUUGGCCUUCCGGUGUUCACCAUCCAUGGGAAUCACGACGAUCCUGCUGGAGUGGACAACAUAUCAGCGAUUGACAUCCUGGCUUCUUCAAAUCUAGUGAACUACUUUGGGAAGGUCGACCUUGGUGGCUCUGGUGUUGGAAAAAUAGCACUACAUCCCAUUCUUCUUCGAAAGGGCUUAACAAAGAUAGCUUUGUAUGGUCUGGGUAAUAUCCGUGAUGAACGUUUGAAUCGGAUUUUUCAGACCCCAGAAGGUGUUCAAUGGAAGCGACCGGCAGAUCAUGCGGACUGUCCAUCAUCUGAGUGGUUCAAUAUGUUUGUGUUGCAUCAAAACAGAGUAAAGACAAAUCCGAAGAACGCCAUCAAUGAGCAUUUCCUUGCUCGUUUUCUGGAUUUUGUUGUCUGGGGUCACGAGCACGAGUGCAUAGUGGACCCACAGGAAGUUCCCGGGAUGGGAUUCCACGUCACGCAGCCAGGUUCUUCUGUUGCAACCGCAUUGACGGAUGGUGAAGCUCAGCCUAAGCAUGUCCUCCAAUUGGAAAUCAAGGGGAAUAAAUAUCGACCAACGAAGGUUCCACUCAAAACCGUCAGGCCUUUUGAAUUUACUGAUGUGGUCUUGAAGGAUAUAGAAGGCAUUGAUCCAAGCGACCAAACUUCUGUUCUUUCUCAUCUGGGUGAAGUGGUGCAAGAUCUUAUUACUACUGCUGUUGCCAAGUCUCAGUCUCAAGAGAGCAUGCUCCCUCUCAUCCGUGUCAGGGUGGAUUACACAGAUUGCACUACUAUAAAUCCUCAAAAAUUUGGACAAAAGUUUGUCGGCAAGGUUGCUAAUCCGCAUGACAUUCUGAUUUUUACCAAGUCUUCAAAGAAAAAACAGCGACUUGACGCUUCUGGAAGCGAAAAAGAACUUCUUGCACCUGAGGAGCUAAACCAGCAAAAUAUUGAGGCUCUGGUAGCCGAGAGUAAUUUGAAAAUGGAGAUUCUACCGGUGUCAGUCCUUGGUUUGGCAUUGCACGACUUUGUGAACAAAGAUGACAAGCAGGCGUUCCAGUCGUGUGUGGAGCACACGCUUCAAGAAACGCAGAAAAAGCUUCUCGAGGACGAAGAGGUGGAACUAAUGGAUGAAAGCGAGAUUGUGGAGAAGGUCACCGAACACAUGCAGGACCCACGCAAUCAAGCACCUAGUGUGUCACUAGCGGAUGCAGUUCGGCCGUGGUCGCAAGUCACACAAUCUAAAGGCUCGACUUCUGGCCAGAGACGAACUGUUGAUAUCGACGAUGAUGACGAUUUUGGUAUCUCGGGAACUACAGUGGUAACGAAAGCGAGCAAAGCUAAAGCUACAAAAGCCACCGCUACGAGAAAGUCAAGAGCUUCUGCCGCUGCUGUUGGUGAUGAUGACGACGAUGAGGAUGACGCGCCAACCGGCCGCGGACGAGGUCGUGGUCGAGGAAGGGGCCGAGGCAGAGGAAAACAAAACAUGAAACAAACGACGCUAGACACCGCGAUUGGAGCACGUCCCAGACGGUCUAGUAGUCGUGCUGCUGCAACCGCAGCAACAGCAGCAGACAGUGAUGAAGAAGACGUCGCUGCAUCAUCAGCGAAUGACGAGCCCGAAGACCCAGAGAGUGACGCGGUAAGUAGCAAUUUCUUCUCGUUCUUCUCUCCUCACAAGUGUGGUUUGAUAGGAGCCGACUCCGACCAAAGGAAGAAAGCGGGCCGCAUCAACGUCAAGAGGGCGAGGCAGAGGCCAAAGCACUCCAAAGCGAGGAAGAACACAAUCGUCCAAGUCGAGGUCCGUGGACGACGAGGACAACGACGAAGUGGAGAACGAGCACGACAGCGAUGGCGAUGUUCAACUGACAACAUCCACGAGAGGUUCUCAGGCUCGAAAAUGGGGACCAGCAAGAAAGUGACUCUGAAUCUCGCAUUCCCAGCUUGUAUCAAGGCAAGUCCUCAUAAUCUGUCUCCGAUGCACUUGGAGUCCUUUCUGUCUCGUAAUCGUCCUCGUCUAUAUCUUCUUCUUCGCCUUCAUCCUCCUCGUCGUUGUCAGCGUCCGAGAAAGAGAGAUCAUCUUCGUACUCGCUCUCGUCGUCCUCAUCAUCCGUGUCCUGCGCGUCCACAACGAUGCUGACCUUGUUAUACCGCGACUGGAGCUUGAGCAAGCUCGUGCAAAACGUUCCGCUGGGGCGCUCCAGCAAGCUGAGCCGCAACGUCGACAAGCGACUAAAGUAACGUCCUCGAGCGGUGGCCGCGAAUGCAUCAACGGUUCGGACAAGCUACCGACUUGCAAGGCCUGGCAAAUCACAUCAGAGAGCUGUAACUUCCGAGCAAGACUAAAGCAUCGACAGACCUCAAACAUA